Molecule: messenger RNA, 1057 nt
Organism: Mixia osmundae IAM 14324
Lineage: Eukaryota; Fungi; Basidiomycota; Mixiomycetes; Mixiales; Mixiaceae
Exons: 2
Coding region: 65-1054 (329 amino acids)
Source: RefSeq, a predicted model, not a curated record
UUCCGCUCGAGAACACGCAAAAGUAGACGACAGAGCAUCUGCCGACUCAGCGACUGCAAUCGGCAUGUCAAAGCUGGCGAAGACUGCAAAUACGGCGCAAAUGCAAAAGGCUUGGCAUUCGGGCGAUGCGCCGUCGUCAAUCUGGCAAGACGGCCGCGCUAGACAUCGACGCGGCAGCAACACAAGCACAGCGUCCAGCAACGCUUCUGAGCCGGUCAUCCUCGACCUGAACCAUCUGUACGCCCUGUAUGAAGCAAAAUUCUCGUACAUACGGCCAGAGACUUGGCACAAAGCCCGAGUCGCAAUCGAGAGCCAAUGCAUGCCCGUCGCAGCAUACAGCAACAUCCGAGCCACGCCUAGUCAGGAGAGUAUCCUAGGCGCGUACGCUAGCCAGGGCAACGGGGAUCAGGAAUUGCUUCUCGCCUUGCUCUUGACAAAAUGUAUCUUCGAUCAGUAUCACCGACAGAGCAUGAAGCGACAAGCAGCCAUCGGUCGAGCAUCCAAAUCCUCGUCGCCCUCCUCGCCAGAAGACAAUGCCUCACUCGCGUUACCGCCUUUGCAGUGCAACAAGGCUGCCUCCGGAAAGCGAGCGCGCAUCACGUUGCCAGGUAUCGCAUCACUGUCAUCGCUGUCGCCUCCUACAUCACCCGAGAUGCUCCAGCGUGACUCAGAGCCUGUGUCGCGCAGCUUUGCUUAUCAGCCGCCUCUACCAAGACUGACCGGUGGGCCCAGCCAUAGAGACGAUAUGCGGCCACACAAGCUCGAGAAGCGCCGGCGAGUCAUGAGUGUACCGGAGGAGCAUCAGUCGGACGCGUCGAGACAUGUCAAGCAACUGUUGCGCACAAAAUUGCUACAGCGCUCGCCGCAGGCAGCCCUCGCAGCCCGGAGGGUCUCGCCGUCUCGAUCUCGCUCGCCAAUGCCCUCUUCAAGGCCUUUGCUUGAGAAACCAAAGCUGGACCCGAACCACCCGAGCCUCUACAACGCACACUCGCUAGCCAUAGCCAGUCGGGCAACCACUUGCAGAAACCUGUCGGAUGUUCGUAGCAGUGUAUGAGAC